GGAGCAAAGAGGAAAAGAGAGAGAGAGUGAGAGAGAGAGAGCGCAAACACAAGGAUAGCAGGCUUGACAUAUACAUAAUCGCAGUGAACAAACAGAAAUCCUAAUGCCAGAGAAAGACAGACGAAGCCAGUGAGAGAAGAAGGUCACCUCUAGAGCAGUGAAGGAACGGGGGUCAUACCUGAAGACUGAACUCUGGAAGUCUGUAAAUGGGAAAUCAGGAGGUCCUACUUUAAACAGAAGAAGACAUUUUGAUGCCACACCACUGAAAGACGACCAGGGAACACACAGCAUUACUGAGAGUCACAAUGGAGAAACUCUCGGAAAAAGAGAAAGGUCUGAUCCGGGACAGCUGGGAGAGUCUGGGGAAGAACAAGGUGCCACAUGGAAUUGUUCUGUUCACAAGGUUAUUUGAGCUGGAUCCAGCACUACUUACUCUCUUCAGCUACAGCACAAAUUGUGGAGUUGCACCUGAAUGCCUCUCCAGCCCAGAGUUUCUUGAACACGUCACCAAGGUGAUGCUAGUGAUCGAUGCAGCUGUGAGCCAUCUUGAUGACCUACAUACAUUGGAGGACUUCUUGUUGAACCUGGGCAGGAAGCACCAGGCAGUUGGGGUGAAGACUCAGUCCUUCACUUUGGUUGGAGAGUCCCUGCUUUAUAUGCUUCAGUCCAGCCUGGGUCCAGCUUACACGACACCACUGCGCCAGGCUUGGCUCAAUAUGUACAGCAUCGUGGUAUCAGCCAUGACCAGAGGCUGGGCCAAGAAUGGCGAACAUAAGUCCAACUGAGAAGGAGGUAGAUGUGAGAUUCACACUGGAGGUCACAAACUAACUUCUCAAAAAUCCUUUCGAAAAGUAAGGGGCUGGGAUAUGGGACCACCAUUGGGAAAAUCAGUG
Molecule: messenger RNA, 893 nt
Organism: Cyprinus carpio (common carp)
Lineage: Eukaryota; Metazoa; Chordata; Actinopteri; Cypriniformes; Cyprinidae
Product: neuroglobin
Molecular function (GO): oxygen binding; heme binding
Source: RefSeq, a predicted model, not a curated record